Molecule: messenger RNA, 1221 nt
Organism: Meira miltonrushii
Lineage: Eukaryota; Fungi; Basidiomycota; Exobasidiomycetes; Exobasidiales; Brachybasidiaceae
Exons: 1
Biological process (GO): protein N-linked glycosylation; lipid biosynthetic process
Cellular component (GO): intracellular membrane-bounded organelle; endoplasmic reticulum membrane
Molecular function (GO): dolichyldiphosphatase activity
Source: RefSeq, a predicted model, not a curated record
UCAUUCGAUCCAGGUCAAUAUGCAUCCUUAGCCUUGACACAUGUUCAAUAUCAUCCGGAUGAUCCGUUGGCCUAUCCGUUAUCAUUAAUUACGUUAUCACCUCCGUUUUUGGUAGUGGUUUACAUCGUAAUUUGUCUAAUAAGAAGAGAUUUGACAAUCUUGUUUGGAUUUGCAGGUCAGUUGGCAUGUGAAGGAUUCAAUCUGAUUCUUAAACGGAUCUUCAAACAAGGCAGACCGACGGAUUUCUUAGGGACAGGGUAUGGAAUGCCAAGUAGUCAUAGCCAAUUCGUUGGGUACUUUAUGAUGUUUUGGUGUGCUCAUUUUAUUCGUUUCAGACCGGGAAUGUCAAGAAGGAAGCGAACGCAAAGUGCACCUUCGCUAAUCGAUUUGAUCAGAUCUUUGGAACAUGCAGCUUUGGUAACAUUCAUCAUCUUUGGAAGUUUGAUGACUGCUUAUAGUCGCUAUCAUUUGUCCUAUCAUACACCUUUACAGAUCAUCGUCGGACUUUCACUCGGAAUGGCAAGCGGUUUGGCAUGGUAUAUCGUCUGUGAGGUGAUUGGCAGGAAAAAGAUAUUUGGACUAAAGCGCUCACCAAGAAGGAUACUGUUGGAAAGUCCUCUGUUCGUUGCUUUACGCAUACGUGACACUUGGUCUGUUUGGGAUGAUGGAGGGAUUGAGGCGGAGUAUGGUUUGUGGAAAACACAAUGGGAUAGACUGCAGCAAGAGGAAGAUCUGACCGACACACACAAGGGAAGAGGAGGAAGGACGUACGAGAACGAUCUCGAUUGCAUGCUACUUGCACUGCGAUUGGCAAGCAAGUGUGAUGAAACUUCGACAGCAUUCUGUGUCGGAUGCGUGAUCACCAAUGACGAAACGGGAGAAAUGAUUGCAACGGGCUAUUCACGAGAACAGCCCGGUAAUACACAUGCUGAAGAAGUCGCAAUCAAUAAGAUCCGUUCCACUUCCAAAGGCCAAGCAAGCAAUGCCAGAAUUUUGCCUUUGUCGCUUUAUACCACAAUGGAGCCUUGCAGUGAGCGUUUGAGCAAGAAGAACGCAUGCGUUCAGAAUAUAGUUCAGUUCAACCAAGAUGCGCUUCCUUGGACGAUCGAUGGAGAAAAGGUUAUUUUGCGCAUCGUUCGAAUCGUUCAAGGUGUACGUGAGCCGGAAGAUUUUGUUCAAUGUGUUGGAUCGAGGAUGUUAGAAGAGAAUGGGAUGAUGGUA